CCUCUACUCUCCCACUGUUCUCUCUCUCUCUCUCUCUCUCACUCUGACUAUUUUUUUUUUUUUUUUAAAAUUUUUGGUAGCUUAAAUUUUGAGUUAGAUCUACCAAAUACGCAAAGUCUGCGAAGCACAAUCGAACACCUACUGCCAUUAUAGUCCCGUUAAACCUCUUUUCCUUCUCUUUUUCUUCAAUUACAAACAAACAAAAACAAAAAAAGGAAGGCAAAACCACAAAGGCCAAGCGACUAAACCCUAGAUCUGAGAUGCUGCAACUCCGGCACCGGCGGGACUCGACUCCCGCCACCACGAAAUGGCUGAACAAGUUUGAUGAGAAUUUGGAGCAGUGGCCGCAUCUGAACGAGCUGGUGCAUUGCUACACGACGGACUGGGUGAAGGAUGAGAACAAGUACGGCCACUACGAGAGUAUCGGGACGGUGUCGUUUCCCAACCAGAUAUAUGAGGGCCCCGAUACUGACAUUGAGACUGAAAUGCGUCUUGCCAAUGCAAGGCGAUCCAAGGCAGAAGAUACUACUGAUGAUGACAUUCCGAGCACCUCAGGAAGGCAAUUUACGGAGGCGACUUCUGAGGCGUCUGUUCUGAAGCAUUUUGGUCCAUCUCCCCUCCCUGCUUAUGAACCAGCGUUUGAUUGGGAAAAUGAGAGGUUGAUGAUAUUUGGCCAAAGGAUUUCAGAAGCUCCUAUAUCACACGGAUUGAAGAUAUCUGUUAAAGUUCAGUCAUUAUCAUUUCAAGCGGGAUUAGUAGAGCCGUUUUAUGGUACAAUUUGCUUAUAUAAUAGGGAGAGAAGAGAAAAGUUGUCAGAGGAUUUCCAUUUUCAUGUGUUACCUACCGAAAUGCAGGAUGCUAAUGAACCACGGGGUAUCUUCUAUUUAGAUGCUCCAUCAGCAUCAGUUUGUCUGCUAAUCCAGUUAGAAAAGCAUGCCACGGAAGAAGGCGGGGUUACCUCUUCUGUUUAUUCACGUAAAGAACCGGUGCCCUUGAAUGACCGAGAAAAGCAGAAACUGCAGGUGUGGUCUCAAAUAAUGCCUUACAGAGAAUCCUUCUCGUGGGCUAUUGUUUCAUUAUUUGAUAACAGCAUUGGUGCAGCUUCUGGUGGGGCUGCUUCCCCAAGCAGCCCUCUUGCUCCUAGUGUGUCUGGGACAAGUUCCCAUGAGGGUGUCUUUGAGCCCAGUGCAAAGAUCACAUUAGAUGGGAAGCUGGGUUAUUCAAGUGGAAGUUCUAUUGUAGUCGAAAUAUCGAGCUUGAAUAAGGUUAAAGAGAGCUAUACUGAGGACUCACUGCAGGAUCCGAAACGGAAGGUUCAUAAACCUGUGAGGGGUAUUUUGAGACUGGAAAUCGAGAAGCACCAGAUUGGUCAUGCUGACUUGGAAAAUAUAUCAGAAAGUGGGAGUGUGACCAAUGACUUCGUUGAUCCGGGGGACCGCAUUGCUGAUUCUACAUUGAGAAAGUUAUCCAAUAAUGGUUCUGAUGGGCCUGAGAGUAGCUAUUUGAAGUGGAAUUUAUAUGAUGGGAAAGAAAUUUCUGGAAAUGGAUCGAAUGCCCAUGAAAAUCCUGAUUUUGGCGUUGAUGAUUUCCAAGCUUUUGACUUCCGCACAACAACAAGAAAUGAGCCUUUCCUGCAGCUUUUUCAUUGUCUAUAUGCAUAUCCCUUGACAGUUAGUUUAAGUCGGAAGAGAAAUUUGUUUAUUCGGGUCGAACUAAGAGAGGAUGAUGCUGAUGUUCGUAGACAGCCUUUAGAGGCCAUGUAUCCGAGGGAGCCAGGUGCUUCAUUUCAGAGGUGGGUUAACACACAAGUCGCUAUUGGGACUAGGGUGGCCUGUUACCAUGAUGAGAUCAAACUUUCCCUCCCUGCUAUAUGGACGCCAACACAUCACCUCUUAUUCACAUUCUUCCAUAUUGAUCUUCAGACAAAACUAGAAGCUCCAAAGCCUGUGGUAGUUGGAUACGCGUCACUUCCAUUAUCUACACAUGCUCAGUUGCGAUCUGAAAUUUCUUUGCCAAUUAUGAGAGAGCUGGUUCCACAUUAUCUCCAGGACACGGGAAGGGAGAGGGUGGAUUAUCUGGAAGAUGGGAAAAAUGUCUUUAAACUGCGGUUAAGACUCUGUUCGUCUUUAUACCCUGUCAAUGAGCGCAUUAGGGACUUUUUUCUAGAAUAUGACAGGCACACUCUGCGAACAAGCCCACCUUGGGGUUCUGAACUUCUGGAGGCUAUUAAUAGUUUGAAGAAUGUUGAUUCCACGGCUUUGCUCCAGUUUCUUCAUCCAAUUUUGAAUAUGCUUCUCCAUCUGAUAGGCAAUGGUGGAGAAACACUCCAGGUUGCGGCAUUCAGAGCCAUGGUUAAUAUUGUCACUCGGGUGCAGCAGGAGUCGGUUGAUGAUGCUGAAAGAAACCAUUUUUUAGUUAACUAUGUUGAUUAUGCUUUUGAUGAUUUUGGGGGUCGUCAACCACCAGUAUAUCCUGGUUUGUCCACUGUAUGGGGAAGCUUGGCUCGAAGUAAGGCUAAAGGCUACCGUGUGGGACCAGUGUAUGAUGAUGUUUUGGCAAUGGCUUGGUUUUUCCUUGAGCUUAUUGUCAAGUCAAUAGCAUUGGAGAAAACUCGUCUUUUCUAUCAUAGUCUUCCCACAGAUGAAGACAUCCCACCAAUGCAAUUGAAAGAAGCAGUUUUUCGAUGUAUUAUGCAGUUGUAUGAUUGCCUUCUAACAGAAGUGCAUGAGCGCUGUAAGAAGGGGUUGAGUUUGGCGAAACGUUUGAAUAGCAGUUUGGCCUUCUUGUGUUAUGAUCUUUUGUCCAUCGUUGAACCUCGUCAAGUUUUUGAAUUGGUGUCCUUGUACCUGGACAAGUUUUCUGGGGUGUGUCAAUCGGUACUCCAUGACUGCAAGCUUACAUUUUUGCAGAUUAUAUGUGAUCAGGACCUUUUUGUGGAAAUGCCUGGGAGAGACCCUUCAGAUAGGAACUACCUUUCAUCUGUCUUGAUACAGGAGCUUUUCCUUACUUGGGAUCAUGACGAUUUAUCUCUGCGGGCAAAGGCGGCUAGAAUCUUGGUAGUCCUUUUGUGCAAGCAUGAGUUUGAUGCUCGAUACCAAAAACCUGAAGAUAAGCUAUAUAUUGCCCAGCUGUAUCUUCCACUUAUUGGACAGAUCCUAGAUGAAAUGCCUGUCUUUUACAACCUAAAUGCUGUUGAAAAGCGUGAAGUUUUAAUUGUUAUUUUGGAAAUUGUGCGCAAUCUUGAUGAUGCAUCACUUGUCAAAGCAUGGCAGCAAAGCAUCGCUCGGACUAGAUUAUUUUUCAAACUUAUGGAGGAAAGCUUAGUUCUUUUUGAGCAUAGAAAACCUGCUGAUGGCAUGCUUAUGGGCUCUAGUUCUCGUAGCCCUGUUGGGGAUGGACCUGCUUCCCCCAAGUACUCUGAAAGACUCUCUCCUGCAGUUAACAACUACCUGUCUGAGGCAUCAAGACAAGAAGUCAGACCUCAGGGAACACCUGACAAUGGUUAUUUAUGGCAGAGAGUGAACUCCCAAUUAAGCUCCCCUACCCAGCCAUAUUCCUUGAGAGAAGCUCUGGCUCAGGCACAGUCUUCUAGGAUUGGAGCUUCUGCACAAGCACUUAGAGAAUCCUUGCACCCGAUAUUGAGACAAAAAUUGGAGCUUUGGGAAGAAAACUUGAGUGCUGCUGUCAGUCUUCAGGUUUUGGAGAUAACAGAGAAAUUUUCCGUGAUGGCAGCAUCCCAUAGCAUCUCUACUGACUAUGGAAAACUUGAUUGCAUCACAGCUAUAUUUAUGAGUUUCUUCUCUCGAAAUCAACCUCUGGCUUUCUGGAAAGCUUUGUUCCCUGUCUUCAAUGGUGUAUUUGAUCUUCAUGGAGUAACUCUAAUGGCAAGGGAGAAUGAUCGUUUCUUAAAGCAAAUAACUUUCCAUUUACUUCGACUUGCAGUUUUCCGAAAUGAAAGCAUCAGGAGAAGGGCUGUAAUUGGGCUGCAGAUACUUAUGAAGAGUUCCUUCUAUUACUUCAUGCAAACAGCAAGGUUAAGGGUCAUGUUGAUUAUCACGUUAUCAGAGCUGAUGUCUGAUGUGCAAGUGACUCAGAUGAAGUCUGAUGGAACGCUAGAAGAGAGUGGUGAAGCACGGCGUUUUAGAAAAUCUUUGGAGGAAAUGGCAGAUGAAUCUAAAAGCCCCAACCUAUUGAGGGAGUGUGGACUUCCUGAGAGUGCUCUGAUGACUAUUCCAGAAAGAUUGUCAGAGAACAAGUGGUCUUGGUCAAAUGUCAAAUAUCUCUCCGAUGGUCUUCUUCUAGCCCUUGAUUCCAGCUUGGAGCAUGCACUGUUAGCCUCUGUAAUGACUAUGGAUAGAUAUGCAGCUGCAGAAAGUUUCUACAAACUUGCAAUGGCAUUUGCGCCUGUCCCAGAUCUUCACAUAAUGUGGUUGCUGCAUUUAUGUGAUGCUCAUCAGGAAAUGCAGUCAUGGGCUGAAGCUGCCCAGUGUGCCGUGGCUGUUGCUGGUGUUGUAAUGCAGGCCCUUGUAGCUAGAAAUGAUGGUGUUUGGAGCAAGGAUCAUGUGACUGCUCUUCGGAAAAUUUGUCCAAUGGUGAGCAGUGAGAUCACAUCUGAGGCAUCCGCAGCCGAGGUAGAGGGAUAUGGGGCUUCAAAACUCACAGUUGACUCUGCAGUGAAGUACCUGCAGCUUGCUAAUAAGCUUUUCUCUCAAGCUGAGCUCUAUCAUUUCUGUGCCAGCAUUCUGGAACUUGUAAUUCCUGUUUAUAAAAGCAGGAGGGCUUAUGGACAGCUGGCUAAAUGUCACACAUUACUCACUAAUAUCUAUGAAUCAAUCCUUGAGCAGGAAUCGAGCCCAAUUCCUUUCACUGAUGCCACAUACUAUCGUGUAGGAUUCUAUGGUGAUAGAUUUGGAAAGCUUGACAGAAAGGAGUAUGUAUACCGAGAGCCCCGUGAUGUACGGCUAGGUGACAUAAUGGAGAAACUAAGUCAUACAUAUGAGUCUAGAAUGGAUGGCAAUCACACUUUACACAUUAUUCCAGAUUCUAGACAAGUGAAGGCAGAUGAGUUACAGGCUGGAGUAUGCUACCUGCAGAUAACUGCUGUUGAUCCAGUAAUGGAAGAUGAGGACUUGGGAAGCAGAAGGGAGAGGAUCUUUUCUCUUUCUACCGGCAGUGUCCGUGCACGUGUCUUUGACCGCUUUUUGUUCGAUACCCCCUUUACGAAGAAUGGCAAGACCCAGGGUGGAUUGGAAGACCAAUGGAAGAGGCGAACUGUGCUUCAGACUGAGGGCUCCUUCCCUGCCCUUGUGAAUAGGCUCUUAGUAAUUAAAUCCGAAUCUCUUGAGUUCUCCCCAGUAGAGAAUGCAAUUGGAAUGAUUGAAACUCGGACAGCUGCACUAAGAAAUGAGCUUGAAGAGCCUCGCAGUUCCGAUGGGGAUCAACUUCCACGUCUCCAGAGUCUACAGAGAAUUCUUCAAGGCAGUGUUGCUGUUCAAGUGAACAGUGGAGUCCUAAGUGUGUGCACAGCCUUCCUGUCUGGGGAACCAGCUACAAGGCUGCGUUCACAGGAACUGCAGCAACUCAUCGCUGCACUCCUCGAAUUCAUGGCGGUUUGCAAGCGUGCCAUUCGGGUACACUUUAGAUUGAUUGGAGAGGAGGAUCAGGAUUUCCACACACAGCUUGUGAAUGGAUUUCAGUCCCUCACUGCAGAGUUAUCUCACUACAUUCCUGCCAUUCUCUCAGAGCUCUGACUGUUGUAGCACUAUUUGUUUGUUGCCGCUUCGAUUUGUUCAUAUUAUUUCUUUCCUUUGUUUUUUCGUUGACGGGCAAAUAUUUUUCUCGUCAUGUGUAUACUAUUCAAGCAGGUGAUGUUCAGGAAACCGAGAAGUUUACUCGUC
Messenger RNA from Alnus glutinosa, 5897 nucleotides. RefSeq names its product guanine nucleotide exchange factor SPIKE 1. Gene Ontology annotation, molecular function: guanyl-nucleotide exchange factor activity. The record is from RefSeq and is a predicted model, not a curated record. The transcript is spliced from 30 exons. Bases 261 to 5750 code for a protein of 1829 amino acids. Gene Ontology annotation, biological process: positive regulation of GTPase activity; small GTPase-mediated signal transduction. NCBI's taxonomy places the organism in Eukaryota, Viridiplantae, Streptophyta, Magnoliopsida, Fagales, Betulaceae.